Anneissia japonica is the source of this 417-nucleotide messenger RNA. RefSeq lists its product as uncharacterized. The transcript has a single exon. The record is from RefSeq and is a predicted model, not a curated record. The coding region runs from base 1 to 417 and encodes 138 amino acids. NCBI's taxonomy places the organism in Eukaryota, Metazoa, Echinodermata, Crinoidea, Comatulida, Comatulidae.
AUGAAGGUUCAUAUUUUUGGAGCAGCAUCAUCUCCUGGAAUAGCAAAUUAUGCCUUAAAUAGAGCUGCAGAUGUGUAUGAAAACAAGUAUGGAUCUGAUGCAGCAGACAUUGUGAAAUACCAUUUUUAUGUAGAUGAUGAGUUAAUAUCGGUAUCCAGAGUUGAGGAAGGUGUUAAUCUCGCUAAGCAAACAAUAGAGCUGUGCAAGGAUGCUGGUUCAGAUGCCUUUCAAUUUAGUUCCUGUGUUCGAGAACGCCAUUCCACUCGUAGAGGUGUCUUAUCUAUGGUGAGCUCAAUUUUUUACCCUUUAGGGUUUGUUUCACCAUAUGUUUUGAAUGCCAAGAAGACACUGCAACACCUGUGUACCAAUAGAUCUGAUUGGGAUCAACCGUUUCCAACAAGUGUCGAGCAGAAGUAG